UAUAAUGAUCAGGGUCAGUUUUACUAUUUUGUGAAGGUCAUUGUUUUAAAAAUAAUUUAGGGAAAGUCAAAUGCUUUUCUUGCAAAUUAUCUUUUAGACUUUAUGCCAAAUCUUAUUAACUAACCCUAGAUAUGAGUCUUCCUAUUCCUAAUAUAAAACUUGAAAGCUUAAAAGUUGUGGCUACACUGUUUCAGUACAUCGUUUUGUCUGACUUUCGACCUCACUCUGAGAGGAGUCAUCAUUGAGAUCAAUGGAGACAACAGUUGAUACCACGAUUACUUGGGUGAUUAAAAAUUUCUCUUCUUUGCAAUCUGCACCAAUUUAUUCUGAUAUAUUAGUUGUUGGUGGCUGCAAGUGGCGUAUUAAGGCCUUCCCCAAGGGAUAUUAUAACAAUGAUAAUAUUUCUCUGUUUGUAGACGUUCCUCAUAAAGAAUCUUUACCUAUUGGAUGGAGAAGACACGCUAAAAUUUCUCUAACUUUAGUAAAUCAAUUUUCUGAAAAACUCUCUCAACUAAAAGAGAGACAGCAGUGGUUUAAUCAGAAGUUAUCUAGCUGGGGGUUUCUGGCUAUGAUUCCUCUCACUGAACUGCAUGCUAGAAAGGGAUUUCUGGUGAAUGGAGAACUCAAAGUUGUUGCCAAGAUAGAUGUUCUUGAAGUUGUAGGAAAAUUAGAUGUUUCACAGGAAUCGUUAUCAGUAGUGGAAACCGUAGAUGUCAAUGGGUUUCAAGUUCUUCCUUCACAGGUAGAAUCUGUGAAGCGUUUGUUUGAAAAACACCAAGAUAUUGUAUCAAAGUUUCGUCUAAAGAAUCCAUAUUUGAAGACGGCGUGCAUGAAUGUCCUCCUGAGUUUGAUCCAAACGUUGUGUCAAUCGCCUCAAGAACUCUCCAAUGAUGGUCUCUCUGAUGCAGGUGUUGCACUGGAAUAUUUGAUUGAAACAGGGCUUAAGUUGGAUUGGUUGGAGAAGAAACUUGGUGAAGUAAAGGAAAAGAAGAAGAAAGAAGAGGCGUGUUUAGUCCGGCUACGAGAAAUGGACGAACAGCUUCAGCCAUUUAAGAAGAGGUGCUUAGACAUUGAAGAUCAGAUAAGUAAGGAGAAAGAAGAGUUGUUAGCAGCUAGAAAACCUCUCUCUUUGUACGAUGACAUUGACAAUAUUGUCUAAUGACUUGAGAGUUCUUGGGCACUUAGAUUUAGGUUUUGGUAGGUGUUCUUUGCUUGCGUUUUGAUGUUUUAUCUCUCUUGAUGUGGAAACGUUUUGAGAUAUAGGAUAUUUCUAUAUUUUUUCUUUAAAAUUGUGGUGCUGACCUAACAACACAUUCUUCUCCUUUAAUAAAUUGAGGAUUAAUGAAAAACACUUGUUGAGAGUGAAUAAACAAGGCCUCGGCAAAAAAAACCGGACCCGAAAUCCGGACCGAU
Messenger RNA from Arabidopsis lyrata subsp. lyrata, 1413 nucleotides. RefSeq names its product MATH domain and coiled-coil domain-containing protein At2g05410. Gene Ontology annotation, molecular function: protein binding. The transcript has 5 exons. The coding region runs from base 251 to 1159 and encodes 302 amino acids. The record is from RefSeq and is a predicted model, not a curated record. NCBI's taxonomy places the organism in Eukaryota, Viridiplantae, Streptophyta, Magnoliopsida, Brassicales, Brassicaceae.